Molecule: messenger RNA, 4563 nt
Organism: Ylistrum balloti
Lineage: Eukaryota; Metazoa; Mollusca; Bivalvia; Pectinida; Pectinidae
Product: Ig-like and fibronectin type-III domain-containing protein 1
Exons: 33
Coding region: 1-4563 (1520 amino acids)
Molecular function (GO): protein binding
Source: RefSeq, a predicted model, not a curated record
AUGUGUGAUAUUUUACCAGGCAUUGUGAUGAGCCAACCGUCAAUUGAUCAGACCAGUGUGUUACAGCAUCACGCCAAUGUAGACGAUACAAUACGCAUGGAUUGUAAAGUCAUGAACGUUGGCACAUCUACGGUGACAUGGACAUUUGUGGACCACGAUGUUUUGAUCUCCUCUGGCUACGACGUUUUUACUGAACAGGGUGUAGAGUCACGUUACAGUGUCCAGCGUCCAGCAGAUAGUGGCCUGUACGCUUUCUAUACACUGGUGAUAAGUGGUCUUCAGGAGGAGGACGCAGGCCAUUACAUGUGUGACAUACAAGGAACCGAUAUUUCAUCUGUCCACACCCUCAAUAUCACAGAGGCGCCACCAAAACCUGAGGUUCCAAAUGUGAGCCAGAACUUCAAUUUUACAGAAUGCUGUGUCAAUGAGAAUGUGUCCAGUUCCUGUAUGCCUGCCUGUAACCCUUACUCUGUCAGUGUUAGCUUUGAUCCUGCCACUGCCUGUAGUACAGAUCUUUAUAAAAUCCUCAGAUGUGGCUCAGAGGGUAAGAACCAUGCUGGCUGUUGUAAAAGAAGACUGGUACCAAACAAGUGUUUGGAUCUCUGUCUUGGAAGACUUCCGUCCAAUGCUGAUGACUCAUACCUUUCCUGUCUAAACCACGUCAUGGACAUGUUCGCAUGUGUGGAGCAGGGCAGAGACCUGUUGCCGAGCCCCCCUGUCUCUGUAUCAGCUGUGGCUACCUCACAAUUCGACUCCAUACUGGUGGCAUGGCAGAAACCUCUGGAUAAUAGUGAUAUUGUGACAUCGUACAGGAUUCAUUACAAAGUCAGCAUGAGUGGCACUCUAUAUUCUAGUACACCUUUGAUUGACAAGCAUGACAUGCUGUUCUCCCUAUCAAACCUAGUAAAGAACACUGAAUAUGUGAUGUAUGUGACCGCCAGCUCUGACCAUGGAUCGAGCCAGCCGUCCGAAUUUGUUUAUGCUACCACUAGAAGCGGUGAACGGGAUCAGUCAGCUUGCUGUGGUAGAAUGCAUGUCCCGGAACAUUGCUUCAGUUUCUGUGGUGGUAAUAACAUCGCCUUCUCCUGGAACAUCACCCAGUGUAUCAUGAGAAUGGCAGUUAUUGAUGGUUGUAUAGAGGAAGGCAGAGAUAUCAUCCCCGUAGCCCCGACACAAUUUCAACUUGUGAGGUUAGAAUGGAACACAGCGGAAUUCUCCUGGGAAAAGGCUGGCACUGCUGUUACUACUUCAUACGAUUUAUUCUACAGAACAAUAUUCCCCCCAGACACAGCAUAUCAGAAGUUGACUGUAUCUGGUAACACAGAAGCAGUGAUAAACGGCUUGCAGGAACUGACACAAUAUGAGGCGUUUGUAGUCGCUAAGAAUGAAAACUUCACAAGUCUUCCAACAUCUUCUAUAGGAUUUCUCACCUAUGCCAAACCACGGUCUCCUCCAACACCAGCACCAACAACUGCACCAAAUCUUUUCUACAACUAUACGGCCUGUUGCAUUGAAAGAGACAUGCCAGCAAAGUGUCUACCUUUAUGUGACUAUGAUCACUUCAAGGGGGACAUCAAUUUUGGUCUUGCCCUUGAAUGCGGUGACCACAUACUUUCUCUUCUCAUUUGCGGCUCAGAUGGGCGUAAUCACGAAAGUUGUUGUAAGACAAAGGGUGUUAUGGAUACAUGUAUACCCCUGUGUAGUGUGACCAGCUAUGAUGAUGUUCCCGAUGCUAUCCAUGCGAAUCCAAUCAUGUGUGCAGGAUACACGCUACCCAUAGCACAAUGCUACACUGAGGGAAUAGUUUCCCUCCCUAUGGCUCCACAGAGUGUUCAGGUGAUGUUGGUUACAGCCCACUCAAUCCAGCUGAGCUGGGAUCCCCCUACUCGAGGCCCUCAUCCCCAGAACUACACAGUUCUCUAUCAGAUGGAAAACUCGGAAUCGUGGCAAAUGCAAACUGCCACUAAAAUACCAUUCAACCUAGUAGGUCUGAAGGAUGAAACACGUUAUAGUAUCAAGGUUGUCUCCGUCAAUGAGAAUGGCACGAGUGUUCCUUCCUAUGUCAUCAUGCAAGCCACUCUGCCAUACUAUGGUGAUAAAACCUGUGAAUAUGUUCGCUAUCCCAACAAGACACUCACAUAUGAGACGGCUGUGCCAAGGACGGCUACCAGUACCAACACGAAAGAGGAGUGCGAGUCUGUCUGUAAUCAGACCGACACUCUGGCAGCCUGUUUGGGCUACACGUACGACAAUACUGGCAGUGGAACAUGUGAGAUCUUCUUGACCAACGAUGGGGCUAAACUUGAGGAUAAACCUGGCACAGACUUGUACAGGAAGAAGUGUGAUAUAAUUGGUAUGUCAGAAGGUCCAUCAAGUAAUGAUACGGAGAACCAGACAGCAUCAUGGACCAACAGAACAGACUGUUGUCAGAGUUCAGAUAUCAGUGCUGAGUGCCAGUCAGUGUGUAUGAUGGAGGCUCCAGUCAUGUCUCCUCUGGUGUGUGAUAUGGACUUUAACAAAGUGCUGGCAUGUGUAGCAGAUGGACGAGACCAUUCAAGAUGCUGCAAGUCUAAUGGUGUACCAACACCAUGUCUGGGCUACUGUCAAGGUCAAGCGUUGCCUCAGGACACAGUCGGAGCCCUGUGUCUUAGUUAUGUCGGCUCCAUCGUCACAUGUUUCAGCCAAGGAUUAAUGAACCUACCAAGUCCUCCCCAACAGUUCAAGGUGGUUGAAAAACAUGCCCGGUAUAUAUUGGUGUCCUGGAGUCGUCCAAAAGAAAACUGUCCCGACUCCGAAUGUUUCUAUGUUCUCCAGUACAUCAACCCUGGAGGAAGUGCAGUUAAGAUGCGGAUGAAUAAUACUUUAUACAAUAUUACGGGUCUUUCUCCAGAAACCCAGUACACUAUUAGUGUGACAGCUUACAACAGGAACGGCAGCAGUCUGCCGGCUCCUCAGGUCACUGUUGCUACCUUUCCAGCAGGUUUUAUGGACAUCAGUGUGACCCAGAGCCCCCAGGGAGUUUUGCCAAAGGGCCAAUCAGUACAGCUAAUCUGUGAUGCCUAUGGCAAUCCGACCCCGACAUCUGUUUACUGGAUACUGAACAACAAGCAAACUAUGAACUCCCGUAUCAUCACUCUCACUGCUGACGAAGACUCGGAAGGUUUAUACAAGUGCAUGGCAUCUGUUCCCAAUCUAGCCACUUCAACAAGAAGUCUCAACCUAAAUGUCAGAUACUCCCCAACCAUGUCACAGAUUAAGGGAGACAAAGUACCGUCAGUUGACAUGGGAUACAGGGCAACCCUCCUCUGUAGCUUUAGAGGAUUUCCUACGACUGUUACAUGGUAUAAGGAUGAUAAAGACCUCCCUGUCAGCUAUAGAAUGUCCACCAACCAGCAUCCUAACUUAGAGUCACAUGAGCUUCGUGCUGAACUGGAAAUUUUACUUGUGCGUGAUGCUGACCUGGGAAAGUACACCUGUCAGGGGUCAAAUGAGUUUGGAUCCCACAAUGGAACAGUGUAUUUAAAGAAGGAUUACAAAACUCCUACCCCAUCUCCCACCAUUUUGCCAUCUCCAGUGAGGAAUGUGUCAGUCUGCUGUCAGGAUAGGAAUGUGAUUGGGGUAUGCAUGGAUUUGUGUACCUACAGAGUUGACCUUACAUUAGUCGUACAGAACCCCGUCAAAUAUUCACCAUGUAUAGCAUAUUUUGAGGACUACGUGACUUGCGCCACAGAUGGUAAAGAUCACACCCAGUGUUGCAAGAAAAAUGGAGUGUCUGCCUUCUGUCAGGACUUCUGUGGUAGUGUUGUCCCUGACAUAGACGACCCUAGAAUCUAUGAAUGUGUUGAUCAAGUGGAACCUAUCUUAACUUGUGUAGAAGAAGGUGUAGUUACGAUACCAUCUCCUCCGUUGAAUGUUGUGGCACUGUUGAAGGGUCACAUUAUUGAAGUGAACUGGGACCCGCCAACUGACAACAACAAUGUAGAGCUGUAUCAGAUCUGGUAUAGGUACAAUGGUGAAGCAAAGCACGCAUCAGUAUCAAAAACGACCUACACGUGGUCACUAGAUCACCCCGAGAUCACUACAUACCAAUUCUGGGUCAUCGCAAAGAACAAGGCCGGUCAGAGUCUGCCAGGAUAUGCCAGAAAUCUCACCAUAAGAGGCAUUCCGCCCUCAGAGCCAAAAGCUGUGCAAGGAACGAUAAAGAACUAUAAUCAGAUUGUGUUGGAAUGGACACCUCCAGAGAAAGGGCCAGUGCUAGACUACACAGUCUUCUUCAGUACAAAAGGAGCAUCUAACAUGAAAAUCACAACGGACACUACAUUGACGCUGACAGGACUGAACUAUGAAACGCUGUACACUAUCAUGGUGGCUGCAAAUAAUGAGUAUGGGAUUGGCAGUAACUCAACAAAGAUUCUAGUUCAAACAAAUAAAGCACCAAAGGUGACCACUUUGGAGCAGAAAGGUGGGACCAAUGCUGGUGUAGUGGUUGGUGUGGUCAUACUUGUCCUGGUGAUCCUGGCAGCAGGGGUACUGGCUUUCCUGUUUAUCAGGUUUGAUUUUUAA